CACAAUUACUAAAUGAUUCUAUAGUUUCUAUAUAUGGCCAAGGAAAGGACUUUUAAUAAUCCAUGCAUUGCAAGACUCAUCUUCUUCACAUUAAUGCAACUGGGGGAUCUGGAUGAAGCUAAAUAUGCCUUUCGUGCAUAUAUGGAAAUUGUGGGACUCAGCGAUACUGACAAGAUGGAUACAAAUGGAAUCGAAGUGACGCCUAAUGGUGUUCUAGAAGUCAACGCAAAGGUGGAGGCUAUUCAAAAGAAACUCAAGCGGAUGGCAAGUUUAAAUGAUCCUUUGAUUCAAGAAUCCGAAGCUUUGGUGCUUAAAGUACUAUUGGCUGCUAUUAUUCUUUAUGGUCGGGAAUGUCAGCAAGGUGUAUUGGCUGCCAACUUGGCGGAUUUAGCAUUGGAAUUGGCAAGAGAAUCAGCAAGUGGGAAUCAACAACUGGAUAGCGAUCUUUUGGCCAAGUGUUAUCGUGCUCAUGGUGCUGCCUAUGGACUUCGUGCUUUACAAUGUGAUGAACCAGAAUUACGAUCCGAAUUACAUGGUGAUGCUCUUCAUUCGUUAACCAAAGCAGUGGAACUUCAAGCUACAUGGGAUUCAUAUUAUGAAUUAGCUGUACAACAAGCACAAAUGCGAGAUAUUGGAAGUGCAGUGACAUCCAUUACUCACUCUAUUCAAUUACGUUCUGAUCAUCUUCCAUCAUGGCAUCUAUUGGCACUCUUAUCUACUUCUCGACAAUUCCACCAAUUACCAAAGGCCUUACAAGCGGUUGAAGCCGGAUUGAAAGCAUGUGAUCUACCCACGUUUUCACCUCUCAGUAGUGGUAUUCCAAUGAUCUCGUGGAACGGUGAAGAUAAUAGUCGACAUCAUUUUGACAUUGCAGAAGCUUAUUUGACAACGAGAAUGACACAAAUUCAACUUUUGGAAACUUUGGAAGGACCUGAGACCGUACUCUCUUACUACAGCGAAUUGUUUACAUUGUAUGCAAAAUUGGCACAACAGCUUGGACUUGUCAAUGGUGAAUUAGAAGCAGCAGCAUCAUCAUCAACAUCGUCCUCAUCCGCCACUUCUUUUACUGAAGAAUCCAAAACAAGUUUGAUGGUAGAUAGUUUAGCUGUACCCGGUAGCAACAACAAUCGACGGUCUUCUGUCUCCUCUCGUACUCGAUCACAUUCUGUCAGUAGCAAGAACAAUCAUGAAUCCAUCGAUCGACAACGAAGCAAUGGUACAUUAGGAUCGACUUUACAACAACAAGGUGUUACCAAUGGCAAUAGGGUUCCUAAAGCUAGCAAUAGCGAAGAAACGAUCAGUAAUCGAAAGCCUUCCUCAGACAAGCAACCAAAGGAAAAGAAGAAAAGAGGACUUAUUGAUAUGCGACUUGGUAAACGGAUUCAUUCUGUUUCCUCAUCCACUGGUGCCUCUUUCUCCUCUCAAGAUAAACAAAGCCAAAGUAGUACAGUUUCGUCAAGACAACCUUCACGACAAUUGUUGGACAAUGUAUCAUUAGCAUCCAUGGUGGCACCCUCUUUCUCCUCGUUUACAUCCACUAAUAAUAACAGCCGCCGUGGUAGCGAUGCCACCACUCUUGUCAGCUAUAAUGGCGCCGUUCACAGCAAGGAAAAUGCAUUUGGACGAUACCAACGGGAACGAUGGAAUACACUAGUGGUGAAACUCUGGGUCAUGUGCACAGGAUCCUUCAUUAAAGCUGGACGAUUGGAUGAAGCAGUGCAAGCUAUUUUGGAAGCAGAAGAAAUUGGAUUGACGGAUGCGGAUGUUUGGCAUCAGCUUGGCUUAUUAUGUCUCGAAGCACACCGCUUGAAAGAAAAGAAGAAGCAAAACGAUGGUGACGACAGUGAUGAUGAUGAAGAAGAGCUCUACGACACAGCUUUGGAUGCAUUUAAAAAGGCAUUAGCCAUCAAUCCUGAUCAUAUUCAAACACAUGUCGAUAUGGCGUCAGCAUGGAUUCACCAAAAGGAAACACAAUGGGAAUUGGCCGAAGCAUUACUGGAUAGAACUACACGUUCGUUUGGCUGGGAUCAUGAAGAGGCUUGGUUCUUAUUGGGCUCUGUGUAUCGUCAUCAACAAAGUUUAGAAAGAGCCAAGGAUUGCUUACUUUAUGCUUUGGAACUCUCGGAAACAAAACCUUUACGUCCUUUUACUAUUUUACCCCGUUUUGUUUAGAUCUUUAUUAUUAUUUUAUCAUUAUUUAUUACCAAUAUACAUCCUUAUUAUAUCAAUUUACAUUCAAUAAACAUUCUUUUUUAUUUUUUCUAAUAAUA
Messenger RNA from Halteromyces radiatus, 2270 nucleotides. RefSeq lists its product as uncharacterized. NCBI's taxonomy places the organism in Eukaryota, Fungi, Mucoromycota, Mucoromycetes, Mucorales, Cunninghamellaceae. The record is from RefSeq and is a predicted model, not a curated record. The coding region runs from base 34 to 2172 and encodes 712 amino acids. Gene Ontology annotation, molecular function: protein binding. The transcript is spliced from 3 exons.